CUAAUUUUUUUUCAGGAUAUGAGAUAGAAUCUUCCAAAAAUACGAUAAGUCUUCCCUAAUUUUUUUUCUCUCUCUUCUGUUUCAUAUAAGCUGUUAAGCUGUUAUGAAAUUUUCUAGAAUUAGUAAACUGCAAACACCAUUAAAAGCUUCAAAAGAAAAAAUUAAACAAACAAAACAGUUCAAGUCUGUUUCGUCUCCUCUAAUUCUUCUCUUCUUAAUCUCAAUCUGAGAAUGCAAGUCUUCGUAUUGUUUUCUUGAGACCCAAGUUUCAUACGUUACCUUUCUCUUCAGGUUGAAAGAAGACAAAAACAAAUAAUAAUGGCUGGAAGAAGAGUAAUAAAAGGAAAAGACAGCAAUGGUGUUACCGUCAUAGCCAUUGACAAAGACAAGAACAGCCAACACGCUUUGAAGUGGGCCCUUGAGCAUCUCAUUGUCGAUUCAUCAAACUGUAUCCUCCUCCAUGUUCAAACCAAAUUGAGAAUUGGUGAAGGAGGAGAGAACACAGAAGCACCACAUGACAACCAAGAAGAGGCUCAAAAGUUCUUCCUUCCCUUCAGAGGAUUCUGUGCUCGUAAAGGGAUUAGGGCAAAGGAGGUGCUUCUUCACGAUAUUGACAUCGCAAGUGCAAUUGUUGACUACAUCAAUAACAACUCCAUUUCAAAUAUAGUCAUUGGAGCCUCUGCAAGAAACACAUUCCUCAAGAAGUUUAAGAGCGUAGAUAUGCCAGCGACUCUACUCAAAACAACUCCAGAUACAUGUUCUGUCUUUGUCGUAACUAAAGAGAAGCUCUUAACAAGCAGACCAGCGAGUAGGCCUCACACACCUCAACACAAUCCCCAGCCUUCAAAACAACAACAACCAUUUAUAUCUAUGUCGUCUGAUCCUGGCCCCGCAAGCUUCGUUUCCACUGCAUCUGGAAGGUCAUCUUCUGCAUCAAACGGAGACCUUUAUCGGCCUACAACAACUCAUUACAAGCCUUCUCAUAACAUGAGUUCUCCAGGAGAGUUUAGCAAUGAGUUUUCUUCCAACCGUCAGAGUGUUGAAUCAAAUGGGAGUUUCUACAGCAUCCUAGGAAGAUCCACCAAUGGAGGAAGCUCCCACUCUUCCACAUCCAUGGUUAGUAGUAUUCUCACCGGUGAAAGCCUAUCUGGGGGAAGUAUUACUGAACAAGAGAAUCAGAAUCUUGAACUAGAGGUGAGGAGAUUGAGACUCGAACUGCAACAGUUUAAUGCUACCAUGGCCCGAGAAACUGCCCCUUCCGCCGAAUCUGAAAAGUUGGAGGAAGCAAAGGUAGCAAGAGAGAUGCUUAAGGAGCUGUCUGAGAUGGAUAAGCAGAAAACGCAGAGUGCGCUCCAAGCAGCUGAAAUGGCACAACGUCUUGAGGAAAUAGAGAAGCAGAAGAGAAGACUUGUGGAGAUGCAGGCCAGGUUCAACGAACAGAGCAUGGCCAACAACGUAUCCUACAGACGGUACAGCAUCAAGGAUGUUGAAGAUGCAACCGAUGGCUUUUCAGAUGCGUUAAAGAUUGGGGAAGGAGGGUAUGGACCUGUGUUUAAAGCCGUUAUUGAAAACACUUCCGUUGCCAUCAAAAUCUUGAAGUCAGAUGUCUCACAAGGCCUGAAGCAGUUCCAACAAGAGGUUGAGGUACUAAGCUGCAUGAGACACCCUAACAUGGUGAUUCUCCUCGGUGCUUGUCCCGAGUACGGCUGCCUUGUGUAUGAGUACAUGGAAAACGGAACGUUAGAAGACCGUCUCUUCUGCAGAGACAAUACUCCACCGUUGUCUUGGAGAGCAAGGUUCAGAAUCGCUGCAGAGAUUGCCACAGGGCUUCUCUUCCUUCACCAGGCCAAACCUGAGCCGCUGGUGCAUAGAGAUUUGAAGCCAGCAAACAUCUUGCUAGACAGACAUCUCAAUAGCAAAAUCAGCGACGUUGGUUUAGCUCGGCUGGUACCUCCCGCUGUUGCUGAUAGCUUCACCCAUUACCACAUGACUGCUGCUGCUGGUACGUUCUGCUACAUUGACCCUGAGUACCAGCAAACGGGAAUGCUUGGAGUGAAGUCUGACUUGUACUCAUUUGGUGUGGUGCUUCUGCAAAUCCUCACGGCGAUGCCAGCAAUGGGUUUAAGCCAUAGAGUAGAGCAAGGGAUUGAGAAAAAUAGACUGAGAGAAGUUCUUGAUCCCAGAGUAUCAGACUGGCCUGAAGAAGAGACGCUGGUGCUAGCUCAGCUGGCUUUGCAGUGCUGCGAGUUGAGGAAAAAAGAUAGACCUGAUCUUGCUACUGUUCUGUUGCCCGCACUGAGCAAGCUAAGAGAGUUUGCAACAGAGGACCAUGGCUCUGAUAGAACGUUCUCUGUGUCACGUGCUCACAACUCAGUUCCUCGUUCACCAAUAUCUUCCUCACCGGUUGGCUUCUUAGAACCUGCAGUAACAGAUUACUAAACUAAACGUUGGCUAUCUCUGAGAUCAGCGAUGAACUUGCUCAACUUAAGCAUCCGAUGCAAUCCCCAUGCCAACCAGAAGAAGGCGAUCUUGAUGAUCAUAAACAAGCCAAGAGGAAUGAAGUUGUUGUUGGUCUUUUAAUGAUUUGUGCUUCACCAAAAGUUUAUUGUUGAUCUCACAUAGUGUCGAAGUUCCUAUCUUCUGUAUAUGAAAUUCUUUAUUGUUUGGUCUCUCGUCCUUGCAAAAAUCAAGUCACCUCCUCUA
This is a messenger RNA of Raphanus sativus (radish), 2703 nucleotides long. RefSeq names its product U-box domain-containing protein 35-like. The record is from RefSeq and is a predicted model, not a curated record. Gene Ontology annotation, biological process: protein phosphorylation. Gene Ontology annotation, molecular function: ATP binding; protein kinase activity. The transcript is spliced from 8 exons. The coding region runs from base 319 to 2439 and encodes 706 amino acids. NCBI's taxonomy places the organism in Eukaryota, Viridiplantae, Streptophyta, Magnoliopsida, Brassicales, Brassicaceae.